Messenger RNA from Vigna umbellata (rice bean), 1753 nucleotides. RefSeq names its product alpha-farnesene synthase-like. Gene Ontology annotation, molecular function: magnesium ion binding; terpene synthase activity. The record is from RefSeq and is a predicted model, not a curated record. Lineage: Eukaryota; Viridiplantae; Streptophyta; Magnoliopsida; Fabales; Fabaceae. Gene Ontology annotation, biological process: diterpenoid biosynthetic process.
UGCAAAAUGAAACAAUCAAACCUCAAUGUCUCUCCUCAAACUUUUGUUUCAGUAACAGACAACUUACGUAGAUCUGCAAACUAUAAACCAAACAUUUGGAAACACCACUUUCUCCAGUCACUUCACAGUAAAUAUAACAAGGAAGAAUUUGUUAUGGUGUUAAACAAGCUUGUGAUGGAAGUGAAGAGUCUAUUUGCACGAGAAACGAAUAUUUUGAAACAACUAGAGUUGGUAGAUUGGAUCCAAAAACUAGGCCUUGCCAACCAUUUUCAGAAGGAAAUCAAUGGCUUUCUUGAAUCUAUACAUGCCUAUGUCAAAACCAGCCAUGUUAAUACCAGUGAAGAACAAGAUUUGCACGUAUCUGCAUUAUGCUUCAGGCUUCUCAGAAAUCACGGAUAUGCAGUUUUGCCUGAUAUGUUAAGCAAGUUCUUAGAUAAAAAUGGUAAAGUGAAGAGGACAAUCAGCUCACAUGCUGGAGAUGUUAAGCAUGUGUUGGAGCUUCUUGAGGCCUCACAUUUAGGAUUGGAGGGAGAAAAGAUAUUGGAUAAGGCAAAAAUAUGUGCCAUAAGUUCUCUGAAGGAUGCUUUUUCUCUCAGUUCCAUCAACAAGGACCGACUAUCUGAUACUGUAGAUGCUGAAAGAGUGGUCCACUCUCUGGAGCUUUCAUCCCACUGGAGAGUACAGUGGUUUGAAGUCAAAUGGCAUGUAAAGCAAUACAGCAAGGAGAAAAAUAUGAACCCUGUUUUACUUGAACUAUCUAAAUUAAAUUUCAAUAUGAUUCAGUCAACACUUCAGUUGGAGUUGAAGGAAUUAUCCAGGUGGUGGGAGAAUCUUGGCAUAAAAGAAGAAUUGAGCUUUGCAAGGAACAGGUUGGUUGAAAGCUUCAUGUGUGCAGCAGGAGUUGCUUUUGAGCCAAAGCACAAAUCCAUCAGAAAAUGGCUCACUAAGGUUAUUGUUUUCGUACUGGUCAUUGAUGAUGUUUAUGAUAUACAUGCCUCGUUUCAAGAGUUGAAGCCCUUCACAAUGGCGUUUGAGAGAUGGGACGACACAGAAGUUGUUGAAGAACUUCCAACGUACAUGAAAACUUGCGUCCAUGCACUGAAAGAUGUCACAAAUGAAAUUGCUUAUGAAAUUGGUGGAGAAAAUAACUUUCACUUGGUGUUACAUUACCUAAAGAAAGCGUGGAUAGAGUUUUGCAAAGCAUUGUACGAGGAGGCAAAGUGGUACAACAAAGGAUACAUUCCGUCUUUGCAAGAAUAUUUAAGCAAUGCAUGGAUUUCAUCUUCUGGGCCUGUGAUUUUACUGCAUUCAUAUCUUGGUACAAUGUAUCAAGUAAAUUAUUCGAUGGAACAUUUUCUACAUACGUACGAGGAUUUGGUCUACAAUGUAUCUCUUGUGAUUAGACUUUGCAACGACCUUGGGACUACGGUGGCUGAAAGAGAAAGAGGUGAUGCUGCUUCAUCAAUCGUAUGCUAUAUGAAAGAAGAAGGUGUUUCAGAGGAAAAAGCAAGAAAGCAUAUAGAAGAUAAAAUCAUUGAAGCAUGGAAGAAGAUAAACAAGUGUUUUGGUUGUUCUUCUUCAUGUUUGGUGGAACCAUUUCUUACUCAAGCAAUAAAUGCAGCUCGUGUGAGUCAUACACUUUAUCAAAAUGGAGAUGGUUUUGGAAUCCAAGAUCGAGAUAUCAAAAAACAUAUAUUGUCACUAGUUGUUGAACCUCUUUAAUCAGUGAUGUUUUAUGGAAUUUGGAUUUAAG